Messenger RNA from Contarinia nasturtii (swede midge), 1537 nucleotides. RefSeq lists its product as uncharacterized. Bases 68 to 1399 code for a protein of 443 amino acids. NCBI's taxonomy places the organism in Eukaryota, Metazoa, Arthropoda, Insecta, Diptera, Cecidomyiidae. The transcript is spliced from 2 exons. The record is from RefSeq and is a predicted model, not a curated record.
UCAUCUUGUCGCUUGAAUUGUCGUUGAACAGUUUGUCGGUUUCUGUUUUUUCUUAAAUCGCAAUAAAAUGAAGCUUUUGUACGGAUUGGCAUUGGCUUUAAUCUUCUUUGAAGGAUUUAUAAGCCAAUGUGAAGGUGCAAGUGGGUCAGAAGAGGCAUCGACCAGUAUAAAUCUAAAAAAUCUUCCAAACAAUGUAUAUGAAGAAAUCCUAUUCAGGACCGGUUUCAGUGCAACGGAACAAGCAGCAAAAGACAACCAAAGAUCGUUAACGGCUGUCAAGAAAAUAUUUGAAGAUCGUAUAAUUCAGAUCUGUCCAAUGAAUUGGGACGACGAAGAAGUUAGAGAGGAGACUCUAGAUGGUAACAUUUAUCUUAACAUCUACGGUGGUGAUCGAAUUCUAUCACUUUUUGAACAUUUUGGUGAGCUUGUAAAGAAGAUUAAAAUUGACUAUGAAUUCAUUGAUGAAGUAGACGAGGACAUACGCCAGCAGAUAAACGAAAAUAUUAUCAAAAAGUAUGCAAAACAAUUCACAGAGUUUCACAUAAUUGUUCGUGGUUCAUUUUUGGCAUUUUUGAAUGAAUUGUCGGAUGGAGGAGAAAGGAUUCAUUUUCCAAAUGUGAAAAAACUUGUUUAUCAAGGUCCAAAUUUCGGAAAUUCAUACGAUUUGAAUGCGAUAUUUCCAAAUCUUGAAUCUUUGAAUUUUUAUUACAAUCGAUUUUUUAUGUCUCACUCAGUUAUGCAAAUUAAUAUGACUUGUAUGGAAAAUGUUACGAAAUUGAAGGAAUUAAAACUGGAGAUUAAUCGUCAUUCAUACAUCCAACGUGAACUUCAACAUUUUUUGGCAAAAAAUAAACAAAUAUCUACGCUCAAAAUAGUAAUAGCCGAUAAAACAGACAUUCUUCGCUCGAUCGAAGCUCAUGCGACCAAUUUGCAAACACUUGAAAUUCAAAUGGAUAACACCGACUUCCUGACUCACGUAUCUGAAGAGCAUCCAUUUAAUAUGCCAAAAUUAAAAAGGCUCAACUUAAGAGGAAAUUGCGAUACCUCUCGCAUAAUUAAUUUCAUAAACAGUUUCAAGAAGCUGGAAACACUGGAUGUGUGGACCAAUAACGAUUUAAUUAUAUCAAACUUUGGAAAGUUGAUUGAAAUUCGGGAAUUCAUAACAUUUGACUUAGAAAUCAUCGAUUUUAAAGAAAUAUUAGAGAGUUUUGGUAGAAAGAAACAUUUGAAUAUAAUAAAGUGGGCGCCUGUUGAUCAAUUUAAAUGUGACAAUUAUAAAUCUGAAGUGGUUGAGAUUAAUAAAGAGUCAAAGCAAUCACAUAAACCAACAUGGAAAAUAAAUUAUAUCAAAGAAAAUGGAUACAGUUAUGGGUACAUGAUGUUGCUGCGUAGCAAAUAAAUGUAAAAGUCAUCCAUGAUAUUUGUUGAGGAAAUCAGGUUUUUAAUGAGGCAUCGGCACUCUUUUUCCCUGAAAAUAACUGAAUUUUCACUGAAUAUUGUCAAUUUAAAUAAAUUUCACUUUUGAAUUGAACAAAAA